Molecule: messenger RNA, 678 nt
Organism: Patella vulgata (common limpet)
Lineage: Eukaryota; Metazoa; Mollusca; Gastropoda; Patellidae
Product: deoxyuridine 5'-triphosphate nucleotidohydrolase
Exons: 6
Coding region: 77-595 (172 amino acids)
Biological process (GO): dUTP catabolic process; dUMP biosynthetic process
Molecular function (GO): magnesium ion binding; dUTP diphosphatase activity
Source: RefSeq, a predicted model, not a curated record
ACAUAUAUUUCGGAACCGGAAAUUGAAUAUUGCGGGAAUAUCGAAUAUUAAUUGCCGCGUUUUAUCUUGCAUCUUGAUGUCUGUUAACGUUGUUCUCAGUCCAGUAAAGAUAAAUAUCGAGAGUGAUUCAGCACCACCAGCAAAGAAAUUCAAAAUGCCAACUGACAACAUUAUCCUAAAAUUUGCCAAACUGACCAAGAAUGCGUUGACGCCAACACGAGGGUCGAAACUAGCUGCUGGUUAUGAUUUAUACAGUGCAUAUAAUGUUACUGUUCCAUCGAAAGGAAAAGCGGUUGUAAAAACAGACAUACAAAUAGCCUUACCAGAUGGAUGUUAUGGACGGGUCGCACCAAGAUCUGGUUUAGCAGUCAAACAUUUCAUAGAUGUAGGUGCUGGUGUAAUAGAUCAGGACUAUAGAGGAAAUGUUGGUGUUGUCAUGUUUAAUUUUUCUGAUACAGAUUUUCAAGUAAAUGAAGGUGAUAGAAUAGCACAAUUAAUCUGUGAAAGAAUUUAUAUUCCUGAGUUACAAGAACAAACGAGUUUAGAUGACACAGACCGAGGUUCUGGUGGAUUUGGAUCUACAGGAAAAAAAUGAAAUUUUAUUAAAAGUCAACAAGUCGAUGUUUGAUAUUGACAGAAACAUUUUACCGAGGGCUUUAUAAACUUCAUCAAAUCAUG